AUGUUAAAAUUAUUUACUCAACGUCGAUUUUUGAACACGUCCUCCGUUUUGUUGAAUAAAACUACCGUAGCAAAAGCAUCUCUAGUUGAUCCUUCAACGUGGAAGGGUUUACCAAGUAAGGAUAUCUUUCGAUUGUUUCGCCAAAGGCAAGUAACCUUGGGAACUGAUUAUAAACGUUCUAAAGAAGAAUUAGACGCCUUAUUGUCCACUUCCAAAGAAACUGGUGUUUCUUCUCAAAAUAUUCGUUCAAUUUAUUACAGUGAAUUUCCAGAGGCUACUGCACAUAGAUUAGCAGGUGUUUCUUAUACUGAUGAUUAUUCCGUUCAUGAAUUUAAAUAUGAUGAUUUACCAUCACCAGCUCAAGAUUUGGUGCACCAACACCGUGAGCAAAGGUUUUACAACAGAUUGGCAGCACACGAGUUGCCUUUAUUGGUUCAAUAUCGCCAAGAGUAUAAAAGACCAAACUUUAAAACGCAUCCUGUGACUUAUAAAUACACCACGUAUAUUGGCGAAGAACAUCCAAAUAGCCGUAAAGUGGUUUUAAAUGUUAAAACUGCCGAGAUUCCAGGUUUAGAACCAAAAGAAUUGCACAAAUUAAGAUUAUUGGCUAAAACUAGAUAUGAUAGCACAACCGAUGUUUUGAAAAUGUCUAGUGAUAAUUAUCCAGAACCUGCGCAAAAUGCUCGUUAUUUGUCAAAUAUUUUGCAAAGAUUAAUUAAAGAAGCUAAAAAUCAAGAAGAUUCUUUUAGUGAUAUUCCUUUAGAUACCAGACAUAUAACUGCAAGACAAUUAAGAAAAAGAAAAACCAAUUCAAAUAAAUUCCCAAUGGAAUGGGCUCGUCCACAAGAUGCUCCAAAGGAAACCAUCAACCCUGCCAAGUUGUUAAUGGAGACUUUGAAAUAG
Messenger RNA from Saccharomycodes ludwigii, 903 nucleotides. It is a transcript of the gene RSM24, whose product is annotated as mitochondrial 37S ribosomal protein mS35. NCBI's taxonomy places the organism in Eukaryota, Fungi, Ascomycota, Saccharomycetes, Saccharomycodales, Saccharomycodaceae. The transcript has a single exon. Gene Ontology annotation, biological process: mitochondrial translation. Gene Ontology annotation, cellular component: mitochondrial small ribosomal subunit. The record is from RefSeq and is a predicted model, not a curated record. Bases 1 to 903 code for a protein of 300 amino acids. Gene Ontology annotation, molecular function: structural constituent of ribosome.